UUUUUUUGUCCUUUUUGUUUGUUUUUACAAAAUGGAAUGGGAGAUGAACAUGGGAAGUUCGAAUUAAAUGCUUAGAUGGUGAAGCUAAAGGGUGAAGAUUAUCGCCCGUGUCCUACCAUUUUCCCCAAUUCAUCAAUUCUCAUGGCCGAGACUCGAUGGCAUUGUUACCAACGUCCACUCUCCCUCUAAUCUCUCUCUUAAAAAUCAUCGACCCAUUUGAAGAAACAAAUCAACCGUUUCAGAAAAGCCAUCAAAACCUUUACGUUUCUAGCGAGAGAGAGAGAGAGGUGUGAUUGUUGAAUUUUAUUAUUUUCCCUUUUCGAAACGUUGCGAGAGUGACCCAAUUCCGUUUUCCCUUCUCUCAGGAAUCUGCUUCCCUUUUUCUUCACUCAAACGCGCGAAGCUCAGUGACCCACCUUUUGUUUCUGCUUCUCCUUCUUCCAGUUCAAGUUUUCUGUUGGGGUCGAGAAUUCCGCGAAAAUGGGGUUGAUUUCUGGGAUCUUUAUGGGGGUUAUCUUUGGGAUUGCAUUGAUGGCCGGGUGGCAGCACAUGAUGAGGCACAGAAGCACCAAAAGAGUUGCGAAGGCUGCUGAUAUGAAAAUUCUGGGUUCUCUCAGUAGAGAUGACUUGAAGAAAUUAUGUGGGGAUAAUUUUCCUGAAUGGAUCUCCUUCCCUGUUUAUGAGCAGGUGAAAUGGCUUAACAAGUUACUGAGCAAAAUGUGGCCGUUUGUUGCAGAUGCAGCAGAAUUGGUCAUAAAGGAAUCUGUUGAACCUCUGCUGGAAGAGUAUAGACCCACAGGAAUUACUUCAUUAAAGUUCAGCAAAUUAUCUCUAGGCUCAGUGGCUCCUAAAAUUGAAGGUAUACGUGUUCAGAGUCUAAAGAAAGGCCAGAUCACGAUGGAUAUUGAUUUUCGAUGGGGUGGAGACCCAAGCAUCAUUUUAGCUGUUGAAGCCGCUCUUGUUGCUUCAAUACCUAUUCAGCUGAAGGAUCUUCAAGUUUUUACCGUCAUUCGGGUUAUUUUUCAACUAGCUGAAGAGAUACCUUGUAUUUCUGCUGUUGUUGUUGCCUUGCUUGCUGAGCCGGAGCCAAAAAUUUUAUAUAAUCUCAAGGCUGUUGGUGGAAGCCUAACUGCUAUUCCUGGAAUUUCUGAUAUGAUUGAUGAUACCGUGAAUACAAUUGUUACUGAUACGCUCAAAUGGCCCCAUAGGAUUGUCGUUCAAAUUGGUGGCAUACCUGUUGAUUUAAGUGAGUUAGAGCUUAAACCACAAGGAAAGCUUACUGUGACUGUGGUGAAAGCUAACAACUUGAAGAACAUGGAAAUGAUAGGAAAAUCCGAUCCUUAUGUUACUGCACAUGUUCGCCCACUAUAUAAACUAAAAACAAAAACGGUUGAAAACAAUCUAAACCCUGUUUGGAACGAGGACCUUGACUUUAUUGUAGAGGACAAGGAGACACAGUCUGUUAUCCUCGAGGUUUUUGAUAAGGACAUUGGUCAAGAUAAGCAACUGGGGAUAGCGAAAUUACCUCUGAUUGACCUUCAAGGAGAGGUGAGUAAGGAGGUUGAGUUGCGAUUGCUUGCAUCACUCAACACGCUGAAAGUGAAAGACAAGAAAGAUCGAGGAACUCUUACGAUUAAGGUUCAUUACCAUGAGUUUAACAAGGAGGAGCAGUUGAAAGCUUUGGAAGAAGAGAAGAGGAUCCUUGAAGAGAGAAAGAAACUGAAGGAGGAGGGAGUUUUAGGUAGCACGAUGGAUGCGCUGGAGGGAGCAGCAUCUUUUGUUGGGUCUGGUGUGGGCAUGGUUGGCACCGGAGUUGGUAUGGUGGGUAGUGGCAUUGGCACUGGUGUUGGCAUUGUUGGAAGCGGGCUUGGUGCUGUUGGCAGUGGUCUCUCAAAAGCUGGAAGGUUUAUGGGGCGGACCAUCACCGGGCAAUCUAGUCACUCUAGAAGGAGCAGUUCUUCAUCAACCCCAGUAAACAGUGUCCAGGAAAACGGUGGAGCCAAGCCAUUGUAGUUAUGUUCGUUGGUGCGCCGGCGCGUGUGGCAGCUAGGAAUUGUGAAAUAUCAUCUGGGUUUGUAUCGUUUAAAAUUCUUUUGUCAACUUUUUUCGUUCUUCAACUUGUAGCGAUUUCAUGUUGUUUUAUGUAUUGGAAUUGGGAAAGUUUGCAUAAAUCUUGUAAAGUUCUUCCCUACAACGUGAAUUUGUUGCAGAAGAAUAACUUGUGAAAAAUUGGUUUGUAUGCAUAUCUUUUCUCGAUCACGUAUCGAAUAAAUGUAAUCUAUUACUAUGACGACUA
Benincasa hispida (wax gourd) is the source of this 2296-nucleotide messenger RNA. The record is from RefSeq and is a predicted model, not a curated record. NCBI's taxonomy places the organism in Eukaryota, Viridiplantae, Streptophyta, Magnoliopsida, Cucurbitales, Cucurbitaceae.